CAGCUUCUGCAUCCUGGCACAAGUCUGGCUGCCCCAGAAUCCAGUUUCCCAAACGUGGCGCUCCCUCCGGCUCCGUUCUGCUUUUACCCGUCCAGGUUCAUUCCGGUCUUGCCAGGUCCACGCUGCUCCCAUUGUGUUCCAUAUAUUGAUGUUACGUUACUACUGCUAACAGAAGGUUGGAGAUCGUCCCCAAGUCCGUCUCCUCGUCCCCAACCCUUAAGUGGCCGAGGGUGGACAGUCCAGAAGCGGGGAGUAGGCAUAGUGGGAGGGACCUCCGCGGACUCCGAGGGCGAGUCGGGAGCUGGGCUAGGAGCCUUCAGUCGGCCGGAGCUCUGGAUGUGGGCGCCAGACAAGUCCGCGGCGCCUGCCCCCGCGAUGGACAGCCGCUACACCAGCACCGCUGGCCUCGGGGAUUUAAACCAGCUGAGCGCAGCCAUCCCGGCCACACGAGUGGAGGUGUCCGUGUCCUGCAGAAAUCUUCUUGACAGAGACACAUUUUCUAAAUCUGAUCCCAUUUGUGUGUUAUAUGUACAAGAAGUUGGAAAUAAAGAAUGGAGAGAGUUUGGAAGGACUGAAGUAAUUGAUAACACUUUAAAUCCUGAUUUUGUAAGAAAAUUUAUUCUGGACUACUUUUUUGAAGAAAGAGAGAAUCUUCGUUUUGACUUGUAUGAUGUUGAUUCGAAGAGUCCCAAUUUGUCCAAACAUGACUUUCUGGGACAAGUGUUUUGUACAUUGGGGGAGAUUGUUGGUUCACAGGGAAGUCGCCUGGAAAAGUCCAUAGUAGGAAUUCCAGGGAAGAAAUGUGGUACAAUCAUACUUACAGCAGAGGAAUUAAACUGUUGCAGAGAUGCUGUUCUGAUGCAAUUUUGUGCAAACAAAUUGGAUAAGAAAGACUUCUUUGGAAAAUCAGAUCCUUUUCUAGUAUUUUAUCGAAGUAACGAAGAUGGCAGUUUUACAAUUUGUCAUAAAACAGAAGUUGUCAAAAACACCUUAAAUCCUGUAUGGCAAGCAUUUAAGAUCUCAGUCAGAGCUUUAUGUAAUGGCGAUUAUGACAGAACAGUCAAAGUAGAGGUGUAUGACUGGGAUCGAGAUGGAAGUCAUGAUUUCAUUGGAGAAUUUACAACAAGCUAUAGGGAACUUUCUAGAGGGCAAUCACAGUUCAAUGUAUAUGAGGUGAUAAAUCCCAAAAAGAAGGGAAAAAAGAAGAAAUAUACUAAUUCAGGAACAGUCACGUUACUGUCUUUCUUGGUAGAAACAGAAGUUUCAUUCCUUGACUAUAUUAAAGGAGGAACGCAAAUCAAUUUCACAGUGGCAAUUGAUUUUACUGCAUCAAAUGGCAACCCUGCCCAGCCCACUUCUCUCCACUACAUGAAUCCUUAUCAACUGAACGCCUAUGGUAUGGCACUGAAAGCAGUGGGAGAAAUCGUUCAAGAUUAUGACAGUGAUAAAAUGUUCCCAGCUUUAGGUUUUGGUGCAAAACUUCCUCCAGAUGGAAGGAUAUCUCAUGAGUUUGCUUUGAAUGGGAACCCUCAAAACCCCUACUGUGAUGGCAUUGAGGGUGUCAUGGAGGCUUAUUAUAGGAGUCUGAAAUCUGUGCAACUGUAUGGACCAACCAACUUUGCUCCUGUGAUUAAUCAUGUAGCAAGAUAUGCUUCUUCCGUAAAGGAUGGCUCCCAGUAUUUUGUGCUCCUGAUUGUGACAGAUGGUGUUAUCUCAGAUAUGGCUCAAACUAAGGAGUCCAUAGUUAAUGCUUCAAAACUUCCAAUGUCAAUAAUUAUAGUAGGUGUUGGACCAGCAGAAUUUGAUGCAAUGAUUGAAUUGGAUGGAGAUGAUGUAAGAGUUUCCUCCAGAGGAAAAUAUGCUGAAAGGGACAUCGUACAGUUUGUGCCAUUCAGGGAUUACAUUGACAGAAGCGGAAACCAUAUACUGAGCAUGGCAAGAUUAGCUAAAGAUGUCCUCGCGGAGAUCCCUGAGCAGUUUCUCUCCUACAUGAGGGCCAGAGGAAUCAAGCCAUCACCUGCACCUCCCCCAUACACCCCACCUGCACAUGUGUUACAGACUCAAAUAUGACUGUGCUUCGAAAUGCUAACAUAACUACACUUCAGUUAGAACUGCUGAGUCCAUGCUUUUCUCCUGGUGCUCUAUAAUGAACCAGGGAAUGAGAUACUUUUCUCCGUUUGGUUUCAGCAGUAUUGGUUAGUAUGCUUUCUUGGGAUCCAAAAUUUAUUAUCUUCCUAAACCAAAACUGUAAAUACAGUUGUUGCAUGAGCAACAGAAAAGUUGUUUAAAUGCCUGAAGCAAAAUAUGGGUGUCUUCUCUGAAUCUUUAAAUUUUUUUUUUUUUGGACAGAAACAGCUAAUUUCCAAUGUAUUGUUGGGAAAAAGCACAAUCUGUGUUUUUAACUCAAAUAUUGUCCUCGACUGCUACGUAUAUUGGAAAGCAGUCUCUCUGUAUCAAUGUUUACAUGUUACUACUUUUUAAAUUCCAAUACUUUUAUAACUGUUCUUAAGAAUACAAGUUUUGAAUAUUGAAUCCUUUGUCUUCUAUAUUGCAAUAGCUAUAAUCGCAACAGCAAUAUCUCUUGGAAUGACUGUCUGGACAAAUGCAAUUGCAAGCGAGGGACAGUAAAGAUACUUUCACAUUUCUCAGUAAGUGAAUUGUCUUACGAACCUGCAUCUGCUUAGUAAUCAGGUCCUCUGUGCUAUUUGCCAAAUAUGGGAGUUUACACUUAGCAGAUGUGUAUCCUGAAAAAACAUGCAUUUUUCAUGAAGUUUGGGUUCUAAAUUUAGACUGAAGUUUGUUUAUGUUUUGUAAUGCUAAGUAGAAAUAAUAAAAAGUCAAACAUCGUGAACUAUAAAUGCACAGAAAAUACUUUGUGUAUAAAGUAGCAUCUUUAUAUUACAGUACUAUGUAGAAAGACUAAAAUCCAGAACAUUUAACUGUUAACCAUGUAGCAGAUGUUUUAAACUUUUUAUUUCAUUAUACCUUGUCUAGAUAUUUUAAGUCAAAGGGAUACUGGCUCUCUUGAUUUGGACUCCUUUCCAAGUUGCCAGGCAGGGUGCACAGGCUGGAAGUUUUUUGUGAAAUUCCCAGUUAAAUAUACACAACCAUGUGACUUAGUGCACAACACAUUUGUGAAAUAACCACCCCUAUAUACUGAUCUGCCUGUCCACAAUUAACUGUAAAGAGUUUUUGCAUGUACAGUUUUUACAAGAAUUACAGUUUUGUGACAAGAAUGAUGGUUGGGUCUAAAUUAAAGCAUUUCUUUGGAACAAAUGGCCUUAAAUUCUCACAGAAUUCCUGGAAAUGAUUGUGAAUCGCCUUUAAGUAAUACAAAAGUAUAUUUAUUUUUAUUUUGUGUCAAUAAUGUAACUGCUUUAUAAUAUUUUCCUUACUUGUAACCUAUUUACUACUUGGUUUAUUUCUACUCUAUGUUGUUCUCUUUGUCCCAAGUUGACUUAGGGUGACUUUUAUAAGCAUGAAACUAUUUUAUGGAAAAGAAAAAUAUAUAUAUUCACAUAUCUAACAGUAUCAAUGUUAUAUAAUUAUGUAAUCUUUAAUUGUCCAUUUUGGGGUAUAUAUUAAAAUCUUUGAAAGGAUAACUAUUUGCUCUGUAAAUUUUAUGUAUAAAUGACAUGAAAUCUGAUGAUUUCCUUUCCUUUAUUUCCUUUAAAUAUUUAUGCUAGUAUAGUUUAUUAGCCUACAAUUUUAUUAUUUGCCUUCAUUCAUCAGUUCAAAAAAAAUAAAAAUAAAUAAGUUCAAUAUUCUUCCUUUUUUCUCAAACAUCAGUUAUUUUUGUUUGGAUUGAUCAGAAAAAAAUGAAAGGUGUACAUUUCUUUAUCCAAAUAAUAGUGUGCCCAAACCUAGUGGGGGCAGAUGGUUAAGAAACAGUUUCAGUUACAAGCUUUAUCCUUCACGUGGCUGAGAAUAAUCAUUAGAAAUAUGUGUGAUGUUAGUUCUAUGUGUAAGAUUAGAAAAUACCUAGACUUGUCUCCUUGUUGUAUAAAUGAAGAAACCAAGACUGAGGGGGUUAGGUGAUUUAUCCAAGACUAUGUAACUGGAGGUAAUCUCAUUACCAUUGUGUAACUACUUAAAUUUUGGGAGUUGCUGUUAGGGGAUAUACAAUGAAAAAUACCAGAGACAUAUUCCGUAAAUGCAAAUAUAUUCCAACAGUUGCACAUAUGAUCUAGGGAUAUUCAGACAUUAGGUAAUGAGCAAUGAGAAAGACGUAUCGAAAGAGGAGUGAUAGCUCCAAAUCAUCAAACCUGCUGCAGAAAGUGGACUAUGACUGGGCAUCCUCAAGAACCCUGAAGUCUUUGGAUGCUGUCCUCUCUCUCUAAUCCCAUUCCCUUCCUUUCUGAUGAAAACCAUCUUAACUCCAGGAUGAACCCUCAGCCUUCUAGUCAAACAUCUCUAUCAUCUGGUUUUACACAAUUAUAUAAUAUCAAUUCCCAUUGCUUUCCAAAUGAAUAUUAAAACUAUCCAGGCGUGUCUCAUCACUCUUCCCCAACAAAUCUGAGUUCACUUGGAGUCUCAGGCAUAGUUCAUAAUUUUUCUUUCUAUCAAGCUCUCUCCUGAGACCUCCACCUAAGAUAUUCUUUGCAUGUUCUAACUCAAGCCCCAACUCCUCCUACAUUGUUUUAAAACUUCCGCUAACAACAAUCAGUACCUUCUAUGAUCUCAUCUUUACUUUGCAUUUUAACAUAUAAUCACCUCAUGUUAUAUACAAACUAUUUUACUUUGUCUGGGGCAUCUUGUCUCCCCAGCACCAGAGAAUAUGAUUUAAUGGCACUUGGAACAGGUACAUUUUCAAAGCUUCCCAGGUUACUGUAAUAUGUAACUAGAGCGUAUAACUGUUGCCAUUAAAGAACAUCGGAUGAUUCAAUCACUACUUUUAAAAUUCUCUCUCCCAGAAAGUAAUAUGGGGAGAAAAGAAAAGGUAGAUACAAGCCUGAAUAGUGUUGGGGGAGAGUAGCAGUGACAGUAGGUGUGCAGCAUAGGCUAUUUUGUUCUUUAGACUUAGUGAAGAUAGUUAGGUGGACUCGUACUUUUUCCCUCCUGUAGCUUGUCAUCAGCUUCGCGUGUAAAGAGGUUUCUCUCAAAAGGAUGAGGUCAAUGUGGUUGUUUCUUAGAGGACCAGCAACUGCCAAAGAGUCUACUGAACAGCAUGCCUUGUCCUUUCAGCUUGUGUUUAUUUUAACUAUUUUAUGCCUUUGCGUUACUUAUAUCUGUAAUUGACACAAAAUGACAAGGUACUCAAUAAAAAUUCACUUGAAGACUAAUUUAUGUUAUUAGCACAAAUAAGAUACACUUCCUAAUAAAGAAACAGAGCUGAGG
Molecule: messenger RNA, 5337 nt
Organism: Hippopotamus amphibius kiboko
Lineage: Eukaryota; Metazoa; Chordata; Mammalia; Artiodactyla; Hippopotamidae
Gene: CPNE8
Product: copine 8
Exons: 22
Coding region: 337-2070 (577 amino acids)
Biological process (GO): cellular response to calcium ion
Cellular component (GO): plasma membrane
Molecular function (GO): calcium-dependent phospholipid binding
Source: RefSeq, a predicted model, not a curated record